AUGGACAAAGAGGCUGACGGGCAACGUGAGGGAGAAAGCACGCGAGUCUGGUACUUCGCCUACGGCUCCAACAUGUCGCCCAUCACCCUCGGUCGCCGCCGGCUCAGGCCGUCGGAGAGUGUGGCAGGCGUGCUGGUGGGGUAUCGCCUGCUGUUCGACCACGUGGGAGUCCCCUUCUUCGAGCCCAGCUUCGCCAACAUCGUGCCAGAGAAGGGCUGCUGCGUGCACGGCGUCCUUCACAGCCUCACCGCGAGGCACCGGGUAUUGGCGAGCGAAGGCGGAGGCGGGUACACCGAGGGCUACUUCCCGGUGGAGGUGGAGGUCGCGACGUAUGACAACAGGAGGAUCAAGGCGCUCACCCUCGAGUCAUCCAAGGGCGGGCGACACGCCGUCGACUCGCCCCACACCUGGCCCUCCAAACGGUACGUGGGUCUGCUGCUCGACGGCGCGGGCCACUACCGGAUCGACCCGGACUACGUGGCCGAGUACAUCACGGCCCAGCCCGUGUGCCGCACAUCCCAGGUGCUGAGACUGGUGGUCAUCGCGCUCAUGGCCUGCAUCGUGGUGCCCAUCUUCGUGCCCUACUACGUGGCCAUGCGGCUGGGCGCCUCCACGCGCUACUUCCACGUCCUCGCCGCCCACCUCAAGGCCCUCGUCUGGGGCCUCCACAACGUCACCCCGGCGCUCACGCUCGUCGCCUUUGCUGUCCUGGCCGGCGGCGUCUGCUACUCCACCUUCCUCCUGGGCUCGCUCAUCUUCACCCUCAUCGCUUCAUUUGCCGCAGCACUCGGUCUUCCCAUUUGA
Molecule: messenger RNA, 804 nt
Organism: Acanthamoeba castellanii str. Neff
Lineage: Eukaryota; Discosea; Longamoebia; Acanthamoebidae
Product: AIG2 family protein
Exons: 5
Coding region: 1-804 (267 amino acids)
Molecular function (GO): gamma-glutamylcyclotransferase activity
Source: RefSeq, a predicted model, not a curated record